AGUCAUACAUGCUCUUUCAACCAAACUAAGCAUCUGACGCAACCCAUAUUUUCUGAAGCUCAAAGCGUCACUAAAGAAACAUGGCAGCCAUUGAUGCAACCUCUGGCUAUGACCGCAUGAAGGAGCUCAAGGAGUUUGACGAGUCCAAGAUCGGCGUGAAGGGCCUCUCCGAUUCUGGCAUCACUUCCAUCCCUCGGUUCUUCGUCCACCCUCCCGAAACCCUCUCUGAUCUCAAAUCUUUCUCCACACACACUAACAUCCCCGUCAUCGACCUCUCCGCCGUAAAAACCACUACUCACCGCCGCAAAAUCGUUGAACAAGUCAAAGAGGCGGCCACGACAUGGGGCUUCUUCCAGGUGAUCAACCACGGCGUUCCCUUGUCAGCACUAGACGAGACCAUCAACGCCAUCAAAGCGUUUCAUGAGCAACCCCACGAGGUGAAAAGCAAGUACUACAAACGCGAUGAGGGCCAGGGCGUGAUGUACGCGAGCAACAACGACUUGUACCGAGCCAACGCUGCUGCGUGGCACGACUCAUUGCAAGCGUGGAUGGCUCCAACGCCACCGAAAGUGGAGGAUAUACCGGAGGUUUGUAGGAACGAGGUGGUAGCAUGGGAUAAAAGUGCAACCGAGGUGGCAGAGACAGUGAUGGAGUUACUGUCUGAAGGAUUGGGGUUGGAGGCUAGGAAGUUCAAGGAGUUAAAGUGCUCGGAUUCGAGGGUUUUUGUGGGUCAUUGUUAUCCGUACUGUCCUCAGCCAGAUCUGACAGUGGGGAUUACAUCGCAUACUGAUCCCGGUGUGGUGACGGUUCUGCUGCAGAACCAUUUGCCUGGGCUGCAAGUGAAGCAUGGGGAUGAGUGGGUGAACGUAAAUCCUGUGCCCGGAGGUUUGAUUAUUAAUGUUGGUGACUUUCUUCAGAUAAUCUCGAAUGGGGAGUACAAAAGUGUACAGCACCGUGUGCUGGCUAAUUCCUAUAACGAAGCACGAAUCUCCAUUGUCAUGUUUUUCAACGUGGAAAAAGUGAAGGAAGAUAGCUCCUAUGGACCUCUGCCGGAGUUGUUGUCACCGGAAAAGCCAGCUAUUUAUAGGAGCUUCACCAUGCAAGAAUAUUUGGAGAAUUUUUAUUGCAAAGGGUUGGAUAGUAAGAGUAUGAUUGAGAAAAUUAAAAUACAAAAAUAGCAUAUAAUGUACAUUUCAUAUAUACCAAGUAUUUUGUAGAAUAAAAGGGACCGAUCGAUCGAUCCCUAUCUAAUUAAUCAGCAUUAAUGCUAUUUAUCAUGCUUAUUAGUAUAUUGAACCUAUGGAAGCACCCUAUGUUAUCUGCAUGAAUUCAAUUCUUAUAUAUU
Molecule: messenger RNA, 1345 nt
Organism: Alnus glutinosa
Lineage: Eukaryota; Viridiplantae; Streptophyta; Magnoliopsida; Fagales; Betulaceae
Product: 1-aminocyclopropane-1-carboxylate oxidase homolog 4-like
Exons: 2
Coding region: 81-1178 (365 amino acids)
Source: RefSeq, a predicted model, not a curated record